AUGCUCGGCAAUCUGAAAAUGAUGUAUCCGCUGUGGAAGAGAUCUGCCAAUUUCACUGUGACAGUACUUCCUGCGUGGUUGAACUGUUUGCCUUUAAGAAAUGAUGUCAUUGAAGCCAAAGUGGUUCAUGAUCAGCUCUGUUCAAUGCAAGAUGUGGACCGUUUAGGACCCAAUAACCAGUAUCUUCCGAAAAUCUUAAUAGUGUUUGCGGAGGUGCUUACAGGGAAAGAUGUGGUGACAGAAGAGACAGCAGGUCGAAUGAUAAAUAUACUAAGGCAACUUCAGCAGACACUGCCACAAUCGGCGCCGAAACCUGAGCAGCAGCUGGGUCUCCAAUCCAUGCUUUCCUCCUAA
Molecule: messenger RNA, 354 nt
Organism: Microthlaspi erraticum
Lineage: Eukaryota; Viridiplantae; Streptophyta; Magnoliopsida; Brassicales; Brassicaceae
Source: the annotation of a GenBank genome assembly